AUGUCUUUGACAACAAUCGACUUGGCCGUAGUAUCAAGGGGAAAGCCGAUCAAGGACCUCCCCAAGCGGCUGCAGAUUGCCUCCAAUGGUUCCACAAACGAAUUGUAUCGCUCAGUGGCAGCAACCUUAAGUCUGUCCAUCAAUCGUCUGAGAAUAACCCACGGCCGUGACCGGAUCGCAGUUCCCAACUCCACAGAAACGACCAUCGCUGAGAUCGGACUCGAGGACCAGGACAUGAUUCAUGUCAAAGACCUAGGCCCCCAAAUAUCAUGGCGCACCGUAUACAUCGCCGAAUACCUGGGCCCAGCGCUGAUUCCAGUGUUGUUUCUCUUCCCGCUGCGUCCUUACCUAUACAAUGCAAAUCUCGACACGAUCCCCGCGCCAACAAAACGCCAACAACUCCUUUGUGCUCUCUUGACCAUCCACUUCGUCAAGCGGGAAUAUGAGUCCAUGUUCAUCCAUCGAUUCAGCAACGCCACAAUGCCGGCGCGCAACAUCGUCAAGAACUCCAGCUACUACUGGAUCAUGGUAUCCAGCAUGGCCUACCACGCUUUUCGGCCUGGUCCCGCAGCGGUGACAACUCUGUCAGAAACCGCAAUGCUAUGUAUCGGCGUGGCUCUGUUUAUAUUCGGAGAACUGGCGAACUUGAACGCCCACUUUGUGCUGCGGAAUCUGCGUCGCCCUGGCUCUUCUGAGCGUGGCAUCCCGCGUGGCCUGGGGUUCGGUAUGGUGACCUGUCCGCAUUAUCUGUUUGAGGUUGUAUCUUGGGUUGGCAUUUACCUUGUUGGUGGGAUGAGAAGCUGGAGUAUCUUGGCUUUUAUUGUCGUUGGGAGUGUGCAGAUGGCGCUCUGGUCGAAGAAGAGGGAGAGGCGAUAUCGCUUGGAGUUUGGGGGGCGGUAUAAACCGAAGAGGUUUGUGAUGAUUCCUGGUGUUGUAUAA
Molecule: messenger RNA, 939 nt
Organism: Aspergillus campestris IBT 28561
Lineage: Eukaryota; Fungi; Ascomycota; Eurotiomycetes; Eurotiales; Aspergillaceae
Product: steroid reductase
Exons: 3
Coding region: 1-939 (312 amino acids)
Biological process (GO): very long-chain fatty acid biosynthetic process
Molecular function (GO): oxidoreductase activity, acting on the CH-CH group of donors
Source: RefSeq, a predicted model, not a curated record